Messenger RNA from Pseudogymnoascus verrucosus, 1673 nucleotides. RefSeq lists its product as uncharacterized. NCBI's taxonomy places the organism in Eukaryota, Fungi, Ascomycota, Leotiomycetes, Thelebolales, Thelebolaceae. The transcript is spliced from 3 exons. The coding region runs from base 1 to 1566 and encodes 521 amino acids. The record is from RefSeq and is a predicted model, not a curated record.
AUGACUUCUCCUAGCAAAAUGGUCGAGGUCAUCGACUACUUUCGAUUUCUCCCUGACGGUGAUAGUCCGCUAGAUGAUGAGGUCGCAAAAGCUACAGCUACUGGGGUCGCGCAGUGGGAGAUGGAUCCCGUCAUUGGCGGCGGGCCAUUUCGUCCGUAUAUGGUCCCGCGGGGUGUCCCGGUGAGCGAUGGUGUACUGGUAAUGAUGCGCCUCUUCUCCCUGCUGCCAUUCCAAGUUUAUGGUGCCUCUCGAUCUGACCUCCAAAAAAUCCAUGGGUUCACCAAAACAGGCACAAUGCAGCGCAGAGACUCUGGCGCCGAUGGGCUAGCGAAGUUGCCCCAAAACAAUGGGAGCACUGUAUACGACGCCGGCGAUUAUCUGAUAACGAUCGACCAGACUGUAAUGCGCGGGGACAAAGACGAAGACGCCACAAACCCCCCCGGGCCUAUAAAUGAGUGUACAUUUAUAUAUCAGCUCGGGUUAAAACAUCAGCACUGGUUCAACCGUCUGUUUAAUGGCGCUGACACUGCAAGCCUAGAGAAGGGAGCCGCCUUUGCCCAAGAUUGGCUCACAAAAUACUCAUCUAACAUUAUGGAAUAUGAUAGAGUUCUCGGGAUUAAUGUUCGCCGCCAGGACAACUCCAAGGUAGCACAAUAUGAACACUAUAUCAGAGACUAUUAUUACAGUGAGAUUCAUACACGAAGUACAGAAUAUCCGAAGCCGAAGCUAGCACCGACAAUCAAACUAAUGCUACCGCUAAAGGCAGCACAGAAGCCCAAGCGUAAGCCAAAACCAGACAUGGCUGGGUUGGCGGAAUCCGACAAGAAAAAUAAUGGCGAAGGUAGCAAAAGGGAGAUGGCAUUGGCUGGUGAGCCAGGAAAUCUGCUACCGCGUCCAGAAGUUCCCGCUGUGGCAAAGAAGCCACGAAUCUAUUCUGCAGAAGAGUCCAACGAGAGCGAAAAUAAAGAGAGCGAAGUGAAGGCGGUAUCGACUCCAGCGAAAACUGUUACUGAACUAGCUGCAGAGAAAUCUCCCCCGACGGUUGAGAAAUCGAUGCUAGCCCGUCCAAAUAAUAUGGCGCCCACCCCUGCUGAGACCGCGACAGAGAGAAUCACAAGGUUGAGAAGAGAAGUCGAGGAGAAAUCAAAGGCGCUCGAGGAUUUACGAAGAAUGGAGGCGGACGCGGCAGAGCAGGCGAUUGCAGAAGCGAAGGCAGAGGUAAAAAAAGCAACCAUGGAGAGGGCAGCUGUCGAGAGAGCAGCCGCGGAGAAAGCAGUUGCCCAGGAAGCUGCAGCAAAACUAGCCAAAGAAAAGGCCAAGUUAAACACUGGAGCGGCGGACAACUCCCUCAAACUUACUGGAGAAACGGUCAAAUACGCGAUCGGCGCAUAUCUUGCUCAACGAAGAUCAGGAACAGCUGACAAAACGUUGGUUGGAAAGUUGAAUGAUGAACUGGCACCUUACUUCCACGCCGCCUUGAACGUUUUUGCGAAUGACCCACAGAAGAGAAAGUUAACGGAAGAAGAGAGCGAUGAUGAGAGGCUGGCAAAGAUUGCCAAGAAAUAGGCAAUUACAAGACGUGAUGGGGAAGGAACGAUGGAGAAGGAACGAUAGGGGAGGAACGAUUGGGAAGGAACGAUGGGGAAGGAAGGACGGGGAAGGAACGAUGAGGA